AUGGCGGAAUCUGGAGUNUCCCCCACUCGGAAUCCUUCUCAACUUUCGUGGGUGAGGAAUUUGAUUUUGGCCUACCAGAGCUUUGGUGUAGUCUACGGUGACAUCAGCACAUCCCCUCUCUAUGUGUAUCCUUGCACAUUUAUCGGCAAGUUGCACAAGCACCAGAACGAGGAAGCCGUAUUUGGUGCAUUCUCUUUGAUUUUCUGGACCCUCACGUUGCUUCCCCUUCUCAAGUACUUUCUUGUAUUAUUGAGUGCCGAUGACGAUGGAGAAGGCGGAACAUUCGCUCUCUAUUCGCUGCUUUGUAGGCAUUCAAAGCUUAGUUUACUUCAUAACCAACAAGCUGCUGAUGAAGAGCUCUCAGCUUACAACUGUGGUCCAUCCUCGGAAGCUGGAACUUCAUCCCUCUUUAAAAGAAUCCUUGAAAAGCACAAAAGGCUCAGGACCGCGUUGCUGGUUGUUGUACUUUUUGGAGCUGCUAUGGUCAUAGGAAACGGGGUUCUUACUCCAGCAAUAUCAGUUCUGUCGUCUCUGUCGGGUUUGCAAGCUACAGAGAAGAAGUUGACUGAUGGUGAACUCCUGUUGCUUGUCUGUGUCAUAUUGGUCGGACUGUUUGCUUUGCAACACUGUGGUACUCACAGGGUGGCUUUUAUGUUUGCACCAAUUGUGAUCAUCUGGCUUAUUUCAAUACUCUUUGUCGGUUUAUACAACAUCAUAUACUGGAAUCCAAAGAUAAUACAUGCAAUUUCCCCGCUUUAUAUCAUCAAAUUCUUCAGAGUGACUGGUCAAGAUGGCUGGAUUUCUCUUGGAGGGGUUCUUCUUUCUGUAACAGGUACUGAAGCUAUGUUUGCAGAUCUUGGCCAUUUCACCUCGGUCUCAAUCAGACUUGCUUUCGCCGUUGUCGUGUACCCCUGUCUGGUGGUACAAUACAUGGGCCAGGCAGCUUUCUUGUCAAAAAACCUCGGGUCUAUUCCCAAUAGUUUUUACAAUUCAGUCCCAGAUCCUGUUUUCUGGCCUGUCUUUGUCAUUGCCUCACUUGCAGCCAUUGUUGGCAGUCAGGCUGUGAUAACCACUACGUUCUCAAUAAUCAAACAAUGCCAUGCUCUUGGGUGCUUCCCACGCGUCAAAGUAGUCCAUACUUUGAAACAUAUAUAUGGACAGAUCUAUAUCCCAGAGAUCAAUUGGAUCCUGAUGAUCCUUACGCUUGCAAUAGCUAUAGGCUUUAGAGAGACAACGUUUAUUGGAAAUGCUUACGGACUCGCCUGCAUGAUAGUAAUGUUCAUCACAACGUUUCUCAUGGCUCUUGUCAUAGUUGUGGUUUGGCAGAAGAGUUGUUUUCUGGCAGGUUUGUUCCUUGGAACUCUAUGGAUGGUCGAAGGUGUCUACCUCUCAGCAGCGCUCAUGAAAGUUCCCCAGGGUGGUUGGGUGUCUUUGGUGCUUGCAUUCAUAUUUAUGAUCACCAUGUAUGUGUGGCGCUAUGGCACCCGCAGGAAAUACAGCUUUGAUCUUCAUAACAAAGUUUCACUGAAGUGGUUGUUGGGAUUAGGACCUAGUCUUGGUAUUGUCCGUGUGCCUGGAAUAGGACUUGUAUACUCAGAACUUGCAACUGGAGUUCCUGCAAUAUUCUCUCACUUUGUCACCAACCUCCCGGCAUUCCAUAAAGUCGUGGUGUUUGUUUGUGUGAAAUCAGUUCCAGUGCCUCAUGUUCCCCCUGAAGAACGCUUCCUCAUUGGCCGUGUUUGCCCAAAACCUUAUCGUAUGUACAGGUGCAUAGUGAGGUAUGGGUACAAGGACAUUCAACGGGAGGACGGAGACUUUGAGAAUCAGCUGAUACAGAGCAUAGCGGAGUUCAUCCAGAUGGAAGCAGGCGAACUCCAAUCAUUGGCGUCGGAGUCUCAAUCUUAUGAUGGGAGAAUGGCCGUUUUAAGCAGCCAGAAGAGUCUCUCCAGCGCAAUCCUGACGGUGUCAGAGGUGGAGGACAUUGAUUUUGCUGACCCCACAAGACAAAGCAGUAAAUCAAUGACGCUGCAGAGCUUGCGGUCAGUGUACGAGGAUGAGUAUCCGCAAGGGCAAGUGAGGAGGCGGGCUGUGAGGUUCCGGUUAAUGCCACCAAGUCGUGGGAUGGAGUCCUCUGUGAGGGAAGAGCUAAUGGAUCUGAUAGGGGCGAAAGAGGCAGGUGUUGCGUAUAUAAUGGGCCACUCGUAUGUGAAAGCGAGGAAAUCCUCGUCCUGGUUGAAGAAGCUGACAAUUGAUAUCGGCUACUCAUUUCUGAGGAAGAACUGCAGAGGGCCAGCUGUAGCACUCAAUAUUCCUCCCAUCAGCCUCAUUGAAGUUGGCAUGAUUUACUAUGUUUAG
This is a messenger RNA of Arabis nemorensis, 2355 nucleotides long. The record is from the annotation of a GenBank genome assembly. Lineage: Eukaryota; Viridiplantae; Streptophyta; Magnoliopsida; Brassicales; Brassicaceae.